GGCCACGAUUAUGAUUAAUGGGGAAAGUUGUCUGCGCGUCUAUCCGGCACCGCCAUGGGCGCUUCAGCAUUCCAAGCACUUUGUGAACCGUGUGCUAUGGGCCUAUGGCUCGUGGGAACACUCCCAGCGUGGGAAGACAGUCUAUCUCGCGCAUAUAAGAAGACAGGAGGGGCUGGUGUUGUCCAGACAGUCCGUUCAAGGUCUUCUACUACUAGCCUCCUCAAGGCCAUCCAUUGUCGAAGCUCCAUCCGCAGCGUCAAGCGCCUCCAUUCCACCUCUUCGCGAUCAGCCUACCUCUUCCUCUACCCCCGCCACGCAAAACCUUGUCCCUCUGCUAACAUGAACGGCAUCGUGCGCACGAACACCAAUACCUCCUACCUCUGGAGGCGCCGCGACAUGGCGGGUCUCGGCCGCCUGGCAUGGCCGCUCGACUGGUCCGACUACAGCCAGGGCCCCCUCACGCAAGCCACCGAGGCGCCGCUCGCGAUCUACGAGGGAGACCACCAACACCUCUUCAUCAUGACCAGCACCGUCCCCAGGAUGUCAAAGUGUCCGCGUCCCGCUCAGACGCGUUUCCUGUGCUUCGAGGAUUUCCUCACCUACAACGGGCUCUCCACGCGCCCUCUCCACGAGGUCUUCGCGAGCCGUGAGGCUCUGAAGGCGGAUGCGCUUCUCCUGACUGCCGCCUUCAUCAUUAUGUCGAGGUCAGUGGCCAACGCCGAUACCGGCGCUGUGGCAGAGAUCGACGCGGCCGCUGCGGCCCUUGGGGACAUCAUCCUCGACCUUCACAUGAAGGUCUACGGGUCCUUCGCCCAAUGGUACUAAGCUGUUGGCAUACUGCGGCUUCACACCAAGUGACAAGUCUCGAGACCUUCAGCACUGGCGUAUCUACUAUCUGCACCUGACCCGGUCCUGGACAUUACAACAAACUCUCGGCACUCAGCACCUUCGAGCACACCUAGUAUGUAUCAUAAUCUUC
Messenger RNA from Schizophyllum commune H4-8, 979 nucleotides. RefSeq lists its product as uncharacterized. The coding region runs from base 55 to 825 and encodes 256 amino acids. The record is from RefSeq and is a predicted model, not a curated record. Lineage: Eukaryota; Fungi; Basidiomycota; Agaricomycetes; Agaricales; Schizophyllaceae. The transcript has a single exon.